Aethalodelphis obliquidens (Pacific white-sided dolphin) is the source of this 1114-nucleotide messenger RNA. RefSeq lists its product as uncharacterized. The transcript has 3 exons. The record is from RefSeq and is a predicted model, not a curated record. The coding region runs from base 125 to 772 and encodes 215 amino acids. NCBI's taxonomy places the organism in Eukaryota, Metazoa, Chordata, Mammalia, Artiodactyla, Delphinidae.
UCCAGCUCAGCGUCCAAUCGCCAGCCCGCCCCAGGCUUUCCGUUUCCGGCAGCACAGGCCUGUGGGACUUGAACCUGUUGUGAAGCCGGUUAGUCCUGGGCCGGCGGGUUCCCUCAAGGUGGCUAUGAUUGUGUCUCUAGCCCCCGCCUGUCCUGCAGUCUGUCUGCAGGUCCGCAGCAGAAACGCGCAGCUUGAGUCAGUCGCGGAGCACCCACUUCCAGUGUCUCGGAUUGCAGAGUGGGAUACAAGACGCCGCCACCUUUCUUUCCGUGGGAACCUUGGGAAGUUAGCAGAGGGCCUUCAGGAGUUGGCUCUCUCUUCUGACUCCGGCCUCAGAAGGACUGCUGACCUUUUGCCAGGAAAAUCAGAUUAUCACAGGAGCUGUUCUUGGUCGGUUACCUUUUGCAGAAGGAAUGGCACAGAUUCUUUUUCUCUCCUCCCCACUCCAACCCAGUUCCAGAGGGUCUGGAUCCAGCAGGUCUGUGUGAACUGGAGAAAGUCUGACCUCCCUGCCUGGGAAAAGGCAAUGCUGGAAUUUGCACUUGCUAUUUCCCGAGUUGAUGACAUAACAGAUGACCAUUUCAAAAAGCUCGAGGUGCACAGAUUCAACCAAGAAGAUGCCUGGGAUAUAGCUGCAAUUUCAGCUUUUUAUGCCAUGUCCAACUGCCUUGCUCAUUUUGUCAGUCUUGUUCCCAACAAAGAAUUCUAUUUGAUGGGCAGAACCAAUGAUGUCAAAGACAUCAGGAGUGAACCUGCUGCUCCCAAAGUAUAAAUGUCUGAACAGAAAGGCCAGUGUUUACAUUUCCAGCACAUUGCAUUAUAAGACACCAGUUGGGAAGUAAUUUUUUUAAAUGUUUAGUCAAUGGAUAGGGAAGAAAGUAAAUAAAUUUGUUCCCUGCCUGCUUGAUGAGAUAGAUCCUAAGGGACAUGUGAUAUCUGGGCCUCGGGGAAACCUUUUACUUUUUUACUUUUGUUGUGAUGUGAAAGGAGCAUCAGGGACAAAGGAGUUCAGAGGAUGCUUUAGGCAUUUCUGAUGAACUGAUAUCUGUGAAUUUCAGCAAUUGAAGUUGAACAUAUUUUAGCUUUUAAAAAUAGUGUUACAUGGAAAUUGGUC